AUGGUGAUGAAUAAUAAUGAUGAUAAUAAAAAUGAAAUAAUAAUUGAUAUACCUGAAGGUGCAGCAAUGAUUGGUUUUUUAGCUGCAAUUAUAAUCUGUUUAAUCGGUAUUAUUGGUAAUCUAAUUACAAUAACAGCAUUAACAAAUAAACAAUCAAAUCGUUGUUUAAAUAAUCAUUCAAUGACAACAAUGUUUGUUAUUAAUUUAGCAAUUACUGAUUUAAUAUUUUCAUUAUUAAUAAUGCCAUUACAAUCUGGUCGUUAUUUAACAAGAUCAUGGCCAUUUGGUAAAUUAUUAUGUCAAUUAUAUCCAUUAUUUUAUUAUGGUACUGUUGCUACAUCUUUAAUGUUAAUAACGGCUAUUACAAUCAACCGAUUUGUAUUGAUUGCAUUUAAUAAUCAUUAUUGUAGAAUUUAUAAUCGACGAAAUGUAAUCAUAAUGAUUAUAUUUUGUUGGUUAUUUUCUUAUACAUUGGUAUCGAUACCGGUUUUUGGUUUAUAUGGUCGUACUGGUUAUCAAUCAAAUACAUUUUCCUGUACAAUAUUACGUGAUAAACAAAAUCGUUCACCGAAAAAAUUCCUAUUCAUAUUAGGUUUCUUUUUACCAAUGAUCACUAUUGUUUAUUGUUAUGGUAUGAUAUUAUUUCAUAUACGUAGACAACGUCGUCAACAUAAUCAUCAUCUAUUAUUUAAUAAUCAAACUAAUCGUACAACAACAACAACAAAAACAAUGAUGAUAACCAAUCAAACAUCAAAUCGUGAUAUACGGCUUACAUUAUUAAUAUGUAUUGUAUUUGGAGCAUUUCUUGCCUGUUUUUUACCAUUAUUUAUUGGAAAUGUAUUCAUACCAGAUGAUCGAUAUCCAUAUUUUCAUGUAAUUGCAUCAAUAUUUGCAUGGAUGAAUUCCUGUAUUAAUCCAUUUAUUUAUUUUGCUAUGAAUCAACGUUAUCGUCAAGCAUAUAAACGAUUAAUUUUUGGACAUUUUUUUACAAAUAAAAAAUCAUCAUCAUCAUCAUCAACAUCAUCAACUGCUUAUGUUAUUAAACAAACAAAAGAUUCGGACAAAGAUAUGAAUGUCAUUGAUAAACAACAACAACAACAAUCAAUAACUUAUGCGACAACAAUUAGUUCAAUGGAUAAUGAAUGAUAAUUUUGAAUUUUUCCCAUUGAUUCACGAGCAAUUAAUCGCCAUCUUUUGGACAAUAUUCAAAUUAACAAAUUCAAAAAGAAAAUUUUUAAUAAAUUAAUUUAAAUAUUGAAAAAAUCAAUCAAUUGAUUAAAUCAAAUUUCAAAAAAAAAAUGAUGAUCCUAUUCUUAUAUCAAACUUAUAAUGUUGAUGUGUGCGUGU
Dermatophagoides pteronyssinus (European house dust mite) is the source of this 1347-nucleotide messenger RNA. Its product is annotated as protein trapped in endoderm-1-like. Gene Ontology annotation, cellular component: membrane. Lineage: Eukaryota; Metazoa; Arthropoda; Arachnida; Sarcoptiformes; Pyroglyphidae. Gene Ontology annotation, molecular function: G protein-coupled receptor activity. The record is from RefSeq and is a predicted model, not a curated record. Gene Ontology annotation, biological process: G protein-coupled receptor signaling pathway.